AUUUUUGCAAAUUUUAAUUUUGUGAUAUAUUUUAUAUAGCUAGCUAUGCUUGUAUUGAUAAUAGAUUAGAGGGGUUAUUGUUAAAUGUGUGUACUUUGGACAAUAUGCAGUGUACUGUAAUGUAUAUUCAAUUACAAUAUGACUAAAUAUACAAUUAGAAACACUCGAUUAUACAUUGUCUCAAUAAAUAUUUAGAACAUACCUUAUACAUUAAUUAUUUAAAAUGAAAUUGAUAUCUUUCUAUGUCUGUAACAUUCACUGCUAAUCACAUAAAUUUGAGAAGCAGGAAAUGUUUCCUAAUAAAAAGAGAUAUUUAUGUACAUUGCACUUAAAUUACAUUUCCAGUGUCUAAGCCAUAGAUUUCUCUACUAUAACAUUUUCAUUUGUGUAUUUUACAUCAUGUUUUCUGAUAUUCAACUUUAUCAUUUUCCAUUAUUCAAACAGGAUAAAAUCAGGUUAUGCUUUAUUUUGAUGAUCCACUUUAGACAUUCUAACUAUAAAGUAACUUUGCAACUACAUGUCAACUAACUCUCAUUAGAGUAUUAGUAGACUGUUAGGUUAGGGUUAGUAGAAUAAGUUGACAUUUAGUAGUCGCAAAGUUACUUCUAGUCAGUAUAAUGUCUGUUGAGGGACCAUCAAAAUAGUGUUAGCAGAUAUCAAGCAGGCAGUCUACUAAUACUUCUAAUGACUGAUAGAUGACAUGUAGUUGCAAAGUUACUAUUUAGUAGAAUAUCUAAAGUGUACAGAUGAAAUAAAGAAUAAACUAAAAGCAUUAUGUUACAUAUGUAUAUGCAUGACUGUUUGAAUGAACCACACAUUAUGGUCAUAAUUUGCAUUCAGUUGCUUAUACUGUAGAAAGUGUAUUAAAAUUCUAUACACUAAAUAAGGAUUCAACAUAAAUAAUAAAGUAUAUCAUAUCUAUUAUAUUUCUAGCCGCUAUGCUGUGGUUCAUGCAAAUCUUUCUGCUUCUGGCAUGUAUAGGUUAUACAACUGCCACUAGUACAUAUGAAAUCAGACUGGUAAAUGGCAGUGACUCCUGUUCUGGACGAGUGGAGGUUCUCUAUAAUGGAAUAUGGGGAACAGUGUGUGAUGAUCUCUGGGGUCUGUCAGAUGCUGCAGUGGUGUGUAGAGAGAUGGACUGUGGGAAUGUGAUAGAGGCAAAGAGUAAAGCUUAUUUUGGACAAGGAUCAGGACAGAUAUGGAUGCGUAAUCUACUUUGCAUUGGCUCUUGGUUCUCACUAUGGAACUGUUGGACACGUGGAUGGGGAAUUUCGUUGAACUGUGGACAUCAUGAAGAUGCUGGAGUGAUCUGCAACUUACCUGUCAGGUUGGUGAAUGGAGACAACUCCUGUUCUGGACGAGUGGAGGUUCUCUAUAAUGGAAUAUGGGGAACAGUGUGUGAUGAUGGCUGGGAUCUGACAGAUGCUGCAGUGGUGUGUAGAGAGAUGGGCUGUGGGAAUGUGAUAGAGGCAACGAGUGCUGCUUAUUUUGGACAAGGACCAGGACAGAUAUGGAUGGAUGAUGUAAAUUGUGCUGGGAAUGAGUCCUCUCUAAAGAACUGUAGGACUCCUGGAUGGGGAAGACAUAACUGUGGACAUCAUGAAGAUGCUGGAGUCAUCUGCAACUCUGUCAGGUUGGUGAAUGGCAGUCACUCCUGUUCUGGACGAGUGGAGGUUCUCUAUAAUGGAAUAUGGGGAACAGUGUGUGAUGAUGGCUGGGAUCUGUCAGAUGCUGCAGUGGUGUGUAGAGAGAUGGGAUGUAGGAAUGUGAUCGAGGCAAAAAGAGGUGCUUAUUUUGGACAAGGAUCAGGACAGAUAUGGAUGGAUGAUGUAAAUUGCACUGGCACUGAGUCCUCUCUAAAGAAUUGUAGGACAAGAGGAUGGGGAAUACGUAACUGUGGACAUCAUAAAGAUGCUGGAGUCAUCUGUCAAUUUGAAAAUGUAACUUCAACAACUGCAAAUACAAGCCCAACAACAGAAGUGAAGUCUACAACUGAUGCUGCCACCACCAGUUCUCUAGGAAACAACUUUUAUGAAAAUUUAACUUCAACAACUGCAAUAACAAGCCCAACAACAGAAGUGAAGUCUUCAACUGCUGCUGCCACCACCAGUUCUCCAGGAAACAACUCUUAUGAAAAUUUAACUUCAACAACUGCAAAUACAAGCCCAACAACAGAAGAGAAGUCUACAACUGCUGCUGCCACCACCAGCUCUCUAGAAGACAACUUUUAUGAAAAUUUAACUUCAACAACUGCAAAUACAAGCCCAACAACAGAAGUGAAGUCUACAACUGCUGCUGCCACCACCAGCUCUCUAGGAAACAACUUUUAUGAAAAUUUAACUUCAACAACUGCAAAUACAAGCCCAACAACAGAAGUGAAGUCUAUAACUGCUGCUGCCACCACCAGCUCUCUAGGAGACAACUUUUAUGAAAAUUUCACUUCAACAACUGCAAAUACAAGCCCAACAACAGAAGAGAAGUCUACAACUGCUGCUGCCACCACCAGCUCUCCAGGAAACAACUCUUAUGAAAAUUUAACUUCAACAACUGCAAAUACAAGCCCAACAACAGAAGUGAAGUCUACAACUGCUGCUGCCACGACCAGCUCUCUAGGAAAUAACUUUUAUGAAAAUUUAACUUCAACAACUGCAAAUACAAGCCCAACAACAGAAGUGAAGUCUACAACUGCUGCUGCCACCACCAGCUCUCUAGGAGACAACUUUUAUGAAAAUUUAACUUCAACAACUGCAAUAACAAGUCCAACAACAGAAGUGAAGUCUACAACUGCUGCUGCCACCACCAGCUCUCUAGGAAACAACUUUUAUCACUUUACCUACAUCAACGAGUCAAAAAGCUGGAUUGAUGCACUGGGAUACUGCAAAACUCACCACCAGACUUUGGUGCACAUUUUAAAUGCCACGGCACAAGCGUACAUCACACAGAUGCUGCAGGGUAAAGAAAUCCCCAAUGGAGCGUGGAUCGGGCUUGAACGGAGUAUGCUCUUCACUUGUUCGCCCUGGCUGUGGACUGGUGGGCCGUAUGUGGACUAUGCAUCAUGGCAUCAAACGUAUCCAGUGGACAGAGGGAGCAGGUUUUGUGGAAAACUUCUUAAGGAUGAAAAGUACGUGUUUGGAUGGGUGGAUGCUUGCUGCCACGAGAACCUUCCUUUCAUUUGUCAGGGAUGAAACACUAGGUGGAGCUGUUUGGAGUCGGUUAGUGAUGAUCACAGAAACUGAAAAUUUUGUUUUGUUUCUAAACAAUUUACAGUACUACGCAGCCCUGUGGUGUAGACUUGCAUUUACAUUACAAAAUUAUCGAUUUCUCUGUUAUUAGCUCUUAAAUCAUUGUAUGCAUUAAUAAUGAUUUUAAAACCAGCCUUUCUGCAUAGCUGAUGGAAAGCUGCCUAUAUGCUAAAUAUAUUUUAGAUUCCAUGUGAAAAUGUGAAUCUUCUUUCUUUGUUUUGUCAUAGUUUAUACUGAGAUGAUCUGUAUGACUAAUGAACUAAUUAAAGUAAAUGUUAGUUCUGUGUGCCUAUGGUUUGAGGUUUCUUAUUUAUGCUUAUUUAUUUCAAAAGUUUUUUUGUUCAUGUUUUUUUUUUUCCCUUAAUUUCGAAUUUAAAUGUUUUUAGUUGCAGUCAGAUUUUAAUGUCAUGCAUAAUUCAUAACUAGCAAUUCAUUUAAAUAAUGUUUUGGAAAUGUUUCUCUAAAGAUGUUUGAAUAGUAGGCUAAUAUCAACUGGUAACAUUAUUUGCAUUACAAAAUGUCUGCAUUUGCUGUUUUAAUAAAUCUGUAAUAAAGUGUUUUUCAAUCUUCAAACUUUGUGAGUUUAUAUUGAAAU
Molecule: messenger RNA, 3837 nt
Organism: Megalobrama amblycephala (Wuchang bream)
Lineage: Eukaryota; Metazoa; Chordata; Actinopteri; Cypriniformes; Xenocyprididae
Product: soluble scavenger receptor cysteine-rich domain-containing protein SSC5D-like
Exons: 15
Coding region: 939-3185 (748 amino acids)
Cellular component (GO): membrane
Source: RefSeq, a predicted model, not a curated record